AUGAUGCUGGGCUCAACGCCUGCGAGAAACCCGAGGAGUGGCAGCCGACUCCGGCGCUGCUCGGUGAGGUGUGGGCGGCGCAACCGAAGCCGAGCCGCCGUCGCUGGCCGGGGGCCGCACAUCGACGCGGAGCGCGGUGGUCGGGCGCGGGCGCGCUCGCGGAGGCGCCCCGCGGCGCGGGGGCUGCUGGCGCCCUGCGGUCGCGGGCCGCGGCGCGCCGCGGGCGGGCGGUUUUGCGCGGAGGCGCCCUUUCCCAGGAGCGCGUACGAGUUCCUCGACCGCAAGGGCAAGAGGCUGCAGACGGAGAAGGAGCAGUGGCAGAACACCUUUGACACCGAGACCAAGGAACUCGACGACAAGCUCCAGAAGCUCAAGGACGACAGGGAGAGGGCGCAGACGGAGCUGGAGGCGAUGGAGGACCAGCGCGCCAAGGAGGCCGAGGAGUACAGGGCCAAGGAGAACGAGAUGCGGGUGGCCGUGCUAGUCGAGAAGCAGCGCCGCGGCCAGCUGGAGCGCAUGCACGCGGCGGUGCUCUUCCUGCAGGAGGAGGGCCGCAGAUACAUGGAGCGCGUGCGGGCGAGAAAGGACGCUGCGAAGGGCAAGAAGAAGAAGGGCAAGAAAAAGUGA
Molecule: messenger RNA, 627 nt
Organism: Prorocentrum cordatum
Lineage: Eukaryota; Dinophyceae; Prorocentrales; Prorocentraceae
Source: the annotation of a GenBank genome assembly